Molecule: messenger RNA, 6376 nt
Organism: Drosophila novamexicana
Lineage: Eukaryota; Metazoa; Arthropoda; Insecta; Diptera; Drosophilidae
Gene: rod
Exons: 16
Coding region: 1-6270 (2089 amino acids)
Biological process (GO): mitotic spindle assembly checkpoint signaling; protein localization to kinetochore involved in kinetochore assembly; mitotic sister chromatid segregation
Cellular component (GO): kinetochore microtubule; cytoplasm; RZZ complex
Molecular function (GO): small GTPase binding
Source: RefSeq, a predicted model, not a curated record
AUGUGGAGCAACUUUGAAGCGUCUACGGUAGAGGAUGAGACCAUUUCCAACGCAUUUUCCUCGCGCAGCAUUUUCAAAAUAAGCAGCGAAGAUGGGGUUGCGAAAUAUCCGACUAUUCAAGCCUCUGUGCAAAGUGGCAAAAUGGUGAUAUCGAUUGAUAAGAGUCUGCUGCUCCUCGAGGAUGAGCUGGUGGCCAAGUGCAGUUUUCUCAGUUUUGGCGCACAGAUCGAUGCAAUUGCCAUAUCCAACAGCGGAAACCUGAUUGUGUGCGGCCUAACGGAUGGCGAAGUCCAUGGCGUAUAUAUCAAGGGCUUGUUGCUGUUCAGUGUUUGCAUCAAAAUGGAGGAUGUGAGCAUCAAUAGUGGCACAUUUACAAGCAUACAGCAAUUGGAACAGCACUUUUACUUUACCUGCAAAAAUGGCAGCGUCUAUUGUCUGAGUGAGUUCAACGAAGGCCAGCUGGAAUCACUAUCCAAUGUUACGUUAAAUGAUAACGAAAACAUGGCUGCACUUCUGGAUGAUGUCACCAUUGAGCGCACCUCCGCUGGACGUGCUGUCAACAGUGUGGACAGCGCUCUGCUGCUCAAGCAGCCAACAGGCCUCGGCUAUGUCAUCAACAAUCAGGAGUCGCUAAUUGCUGCUCAUGAUCUGAUUAUAACUGGCGCACAGGGCACACUAAAUUUUAAAAGCGCUUCUAAUGAUGUCACUCGCAUCAAUUUGCCAACGCAUCUGGGCAGCAUAAAGGACACAUACAAUGCGGAGCAUUAUAUCAUUGCCUUGACCCAUUCUGGCCACCUGCUGCAGAUUUGCCCGUUCACGCGAACUGUCAGCUUGAGUCAGUCGACGCUGAAUCGCACGCUGCUCGUCGAGGACAUGCUGGUCAUGGAGUCCAGCGAGGAGCAUGUGGAGCUGUUAAUACUUACCAAGCCCACAGCAGAUGGCGAGCGUUUUAUUAAGAUUGUCGAAUAUCCUUCGCUCAAGUGCAAAAACGAGGUGGAGGUGCCGCUGCACGCCUGGCUCAUACGGCAACCGAAGAGCGCCGUUAAUUUAUAUUAUCUGGCUGCCCGGGCGAUUAGUGAGAGGGAAAUUCCUUCGGAGCUGGAAAUGAUGAUGGUCUCCGAGACGGAUCCCAGUGAUCGUUUAAAGAAACUCAUUGCUAAGGGACGUCUGGAAGAGGCGGAGGACUUUGGCAAACAAUUUGAGCUGUGUUUGCAGCCAAUCUACGAGGCCAGAGCCAAACGUAUUCUCAUCGAGCUGUGCAAUUCGAAUACCCACAAUGCGCAGUCCUCCGAUCUGGAAGAGAAGUUUCAAAUGCUGCUUAAAUUGCUGGGGCAGAUUGAGAGCAAAGCGUUUCUCAAAAAUAAUCGCAUGAUUAAUUUAAGUUCGCGUCAAAUUUUGGAGCGUUACUUAAAGGAAAUACAGAAGAGAUUGGAUUUUGAGGAAGAUGAGCUGCACAUGCUGGAAAUAGAUGAGCAACUGCAUCGCCUUAAAACGUUGGCCAUCAUUGAUCCCUAUGAGUGCAACACCGAGUGGCAAAAGUUCGUGUACAACACGAAUCUAGUGAGGGUGGUCAAGGGCAUGUUUAGCAACGACAUGCCCUCCGCCUGUCUUAUCUGGCGGCGUCACUCGAGUAGCAUUUUGCCGCAUCUCAGCGAGGAUGAAUUGCGCACACUGCUGGGAUUCAUACCCAGCAAUACCGAACCACUAAAUGUGGUGCAGUGGUUGCGCCAAUUCGUGCCCAUGGUCAGCAGUACGCAUCCAACCAUUAUGCCGUUUAUUACCGACUGGAGCAUUGAGAUGACCCGCAAGCUGCAAUAUAGCGAACACUGGCCCGAUAUUGGUCUCGAAUUUGCGAGCAAUAUUUUAGAAAUAUUCGAGGAAGUUCAAUUUAUCUACUCCCAUUUGGGUCGCCAGCAGGAGCGCAACAUUGGCAAGCUGCGCGAUCUGGUCAAUGCUCUGCAGGAUUUAUCAGUAUUAAAAACGAGCUACAAGCUGGUCUUUACACUGGAUAACUAUAUGCAGGACUCCAUAGAUGACAAAGCUUUGCGCAUAUUACAGCGCGUGCAUUUGGAUAAUUUACAGAACCUGGUAAAGGAUUUUCUAUAUCCCAUCUAUAAGGAGAAGGGUCGCCAGCCUUUAAAUGUCAUCAAACAGUAUAUAGCUCAAUUGGUGGGCAAUCGUCAAUCGCUUAGCAAUUGGCUGGAGCGCGCGAUGGCCUGCAUAGAGCUGCUGCACAACGAGGACAGUCGCAUGGAGUGCGCCCUCUCGAUACUACAAAAUGCGCCAGUGCCGUGGCCAGAAACGGUGUCACCGCUUAUUAAACUACGCAAUUCCACCCAUCCGCUGAGCGCGAAGAUCAAUGCUGAAUACGAGAUACAGGUCAUAAAGAUCAUGAAGGUCAAGUAUGGCUGGCCAGCGGAUAGCGCGGCUGACAUCAAUCUGGAGCUAUUUAUGAUGCGCAUUGUUAAGCUAAAUUUGCCGGACAUGCUGGACGAUAUACACACACUGACAAAAGCAGCGCCAGAGAUCUCCACCAGCGCCAAUUUCAAUUGCUGCUAUCAGAUGGCGCGACGUGGUCAAAUUGAGUUAGCCUAUGAGUUCUUCAAGUCGCUAAAAUGCAAAUAUAUUGAAAAACAAGGCAGCGAUGUUGUUGAUAUCCUGGCCAAUCUGCUCGAGAUGAGCUCGGGCUCGUUUGUGAACGAAGCCAAAUUGCAGGAGCACGUUAAUCUGCUGGAGUUAUUCAAGCUGUUGCUGCCGCAUGUGGACUCUGCGUACAGUCAGCGAUAUCUGCUCAUCAAACAUUGCUUUCAAUUGCGCCAAAAGUUCAAUUUGCAGCUAAGCGCCAGCAGUGAUCUGAUAUCGCUGCAAAGACGCCUGGAGCUGCUCGAUGAGGGCAUCGAGCUGAUCAUGUCACGCGCUCAGGCCGCAUUGAAUGUUUGCGCUUUUAUAGUCAGUGAAAUGGCUGAACUAUGCGGCGCACUUGGUCUGCAAAAGGUGCAAGGACUGUUGCGCAUCAGCCAGCGCAUGGGCUGUCUGCCGCUCAGCUGUGCGUUGGCUCAUCACGUACUGGAAUUCAUCGACUGUGUGCCAGAGAACAGCGUUGAGUUUAUCAACUUUGCCAUUGAGCUGCUGGUGCAGCAAAUUAACGAGACCAAGAAUAAUGGUCUUGAGAUGUAUUCUUCGCUGAAGAUGUUGAACGAAAGUGAUCCUUUGAGCUUUCCACUGGCCUACGAGCUGUUAACGGAGGCGCUGUUGCACGAGCGCAGUCGCCAGCGCGAUCUUAAUGAGCUGAUUAAGUAUGUUCGCGUCGCAGUCAUACACUAUCCGAUGGAUGUCAUAGAGACGCACUAUCUGGGCAAGGAGAAGAGCAUAAACGAUCAAAUCUGCCGCGCGCUGGAUGGCGCGCCAAUUGCACUGGGCGAAACAACGCUAAAUUUCUCCACGGCGGUCAAUGAGUCUAUUGAGGUGAAAUUGGCUGUGGAGCACACGACCAAGAAGCGUUACUCCGUGUCUAUGUUCGAUGAUGUCGAUGUGCAGCCACAGAAGCAGCCGCUGCAGAAGAAACGCAUGACUGGUAGUCUGCCCAUUGUCAAGUUCUUGGCGCGCACACUGCUUCUGAUGACCAUUCAGACGAAACAAAAUAAUUCGUUGUUGCUGCAAUUGCAACAGCUGCUGCCGGAGAAUGUCAAGGGCGAUAUUGAUGGCGCUCGUUCCGAUUUCUUUUUGUCGCUGGAACAUUUGACCAAGGCCAAGGAGCACGACGUCUGGUAUAUAAUGUCACAGUAUCUGCUGGAAUAUCAGAAACAGAAUCGCAGCGGGAAGAUCAUUAACGAGGGUUUCAUUACGCUGCAAUUACGCCGCAUCCUGCGCAAUGCCAUGAACAACAAGGAGGCCAACUUAAUUGAGCUUUUCACCAUGCUGGUAGCGGAUACCGAAUCCCGGGCCCUGCUGGACAAGCUGUCCGUGGAGGUGAAAACGGAUCAGCAGAAAAUACAUUUUCUCACGCUCUCCGCCAUGUACAAUGAGCAUAUUGACGAAAUGGAUUAUGUACAAGUAUUGCGUGCCAAACGCAACAAGCUGUAUUACUAUUUGGAGUUCUGCCAACAGGAUCCGAGUAUUAAAGGCAAAUUCAAUGCCGAUGUGGACAACAUUGAUCAGCUGCUAAAGGAAUUUCACAACAAGCGUCUCAACGUGCAGCUGCUGGAACGAAUGAGCACCGAUUUUGGCUUGGAUUAUCAAAAGAUGCUCAUCACACAAAUAUUGAGCAUAUUGAAUGCACAAGAGCUGCGCUAUGAAAUUAAAACGGAUACGUUUGGUGACGAAGAACUGGUCAUGUUAAGCAGCGUGCACGAGAUACGGGAUAUGUGCCAGCCCUAUAUAAAUGAAAUUAAGAAUGAAGAGCUCUUCACUUCCAAGCUGAAGCAGUUCAUUGAGGAGAUCAACAUAUAUUUCUAUGAGCUGUAUCUAUGCGUUAUUGAGAUUCUUAUGUUCUUCGAUGCAGCGCCCAAGCAGAUGGAAACCUGGAUAAAUAUUUUACAUUUCCUGCGCCACAAGAUGAUCAGGCGACGUCGCAAUCGACCUGGUCAACUGGAGACGGACAUGUGGCUGCAGUCGCAAAAGGAGAACGGAGUGCUGCCCAAGAUUGCGCGCUAUCGCCUUCCCUUUAAACCCAUUGUGGAAAAGCCUCUGAAAGACAUUCUCGACAGCGAGCUCAACGUGGACAACUGUCAGAGCUGGUUCCCCCUCAUACUCAUGUGCACUUCGCUUAAGAACUCCAAGGAUAUCUCACAGAAUUGUGACUACUUUUGUAUGGCAGCCGUUAAGAACUCUAUAGCCGAGUACAAAUCGAAAAACGAGUCGGAAUCCUGGAGCUUGCAUCCAACCAAUAAUGCAUUCCUUAAAUCGAUACUCCGUUUGGUUAAAAACGUGCACAGUCCCAGCAAGGUGUUCCUUAUCUUGUAUUUUGUUGCCGGCUAUGCGCCUGAGGGUGCCGAUCAGGUGGAAGCCUCCUAUGAGUGCUGGAAAUAUGCCAAGGACCAUGGCUCGCUUACCAAUGAUCCCAAGUGCCAAGAUCAGUUGGCAAAAAUCAAGCGAAGAUAUCCCAUACAAAAGACACAACAUUUGCUCUACGUUUAUGGCAUGACCGAUGAGAAACUGUUGCGUCUGGUAGAGCAUCCCAUAGAGCUAAUACAUAGCCUAUACCAUCACGAACUGAUACUCAAGUCCAGCAAGGUGGACAUCAAUGCGCUGGUCAAAGAGAUUUGUGCAUUGCACGAGCUCACCCUAAGUAACAUACAGUUUAAGCUGUUGCAGCAUUGGCUGUCCGUCACAAUGGAGACCACAGACGGUACUAUCUUAGAGGAAACUUUCCUUGAAGAUCAGAACUGGCCGGAGCAUGGCAGCAACGGUAAUGGCGAUGAUACCGGCAAUGCUAGCGAAAAUGUUGUGCGCGCAUUUUAUUUACUCAGCAGCUGGCCCAAAUCGGAGGCGGUUCAGUUCCUGGUGGGCCUCAUCUUUAAGGGCGGCCCUGUCAACACCUCCACGCAGCUGCAGAUGUACGAGUGCUACUCUAAACUCAAUGAUGGUAGCAAUUCCUUCAGCAACACCAUUAACCAGCGCGAGUUCAUCACCAUCAAGUGUGUCCACAAAUUGAAGGCUCUCGGCUACAAUUCCAAUAUAGAGAAAUUCGCUGAUGACAACUGCGAUAAGAUUAACAUCUUGAAGAUGGUCUGGCAACGCAAUGCACAGAAUCCACUCUCGCUGGAGGUGAUGGCAGACAUUUGUCUGGGCUUCGAUAUACAUUUGCCCAAGAUCUGGAAUGGUAUACUAAAACGCAUGGUUAUAUUCAAUAUGGUGCGCGAGCUAAACGCAUUGGUCGAUGUACUCAGCUGCAAGCCGCAGCUUUUGCAUUUAGAUGGUCUUGCACUGGCUUGGGACUGUGUGUUGACGCAUCCGCUCAAGAAUGCAGUGCAAACGCGCUCAAUUGUGCUGGAGGAGCGAUUGCAGAAAACACUGCUGCGUCUGCAGGGUUGCCCGGUGGUGGACGCACUGAAUCUAUAUCAGUUUGCCGAGCUCUGCAUGCUCAUCCAUCGUCCACAUAUGGCCGCUACGGUGCUUAUUUACUGUCAAAGCACCGAGCAGCGCGAAAAGAUAAAGAAGCUUAUUACGUCUAGACAUGUGGACAAUUUGCGCCAGCAGAUUCUGGAGCUGGAGGAUGCCGGCUUGAUACCAAUGGUUCUUAACUUUGCACUGAAGGAAUUGAAUCUCUAGUGAAUCAUAUGAAUCAAUCAGUAUAUAUGGAAUGUGAAUUUGUUAAUUUGAAUACAUAUUGAAUACUUUCGUAUUAAGUGUAAUCUUGAGAUUAGAGUAGCAUUAA